AACGAUAAAUACAAGUCUAGAGCCACCCCCAAAGACUCUUCAUGAGUCUUCAGAAUCUCCACCACAAAACCUCCCCUCCAGAGCAGAAGAAAGUACAGAGAAAAGCCAUGGUUUUAGCCUCCCAAAGCGAUCAGCUACCAUUCAAUGAGAAUGAUCCACAAGACAUGGUAAUAUAUCAAGUCCUCAAUGAAGGCUUGGCUACCAACAGCUCCUUGGUACCCCAAAGGCACCAAACCAAUGCCUCCAGCAGCCUCGAACCCAACCGGACCAUCGGCAAGAAGCACUACCGAGGCGUGCGGCGUCGGCCAUGGGGGAAAUACGCCGCCGAGAUUCGCGACUCGGCUAGACACGGCGCGCGGAUAUGGCUCGGCACCUUCAGCACCGCCGAGGAAGCCGCCUUGGCUUAUGACCGGGCAGCGUUUCGGAUGCGCGGGGCCAAAGCCCUCCUUAACUUCCCUGCGGAAGUGGUGGCUGCAUCAGCCUUGCAAAGAUUUCAUCCAAGUUCAAUCUCAAUUAAGCAGGAGUCAGCAGAUUCUUCAAGUGGAAGCUCUAGCACACAUUCCUUUGGGACUUCUUCUUCAAGAUUAGAAGCUGAAAGUAGCUGUAGCCCCCUCACCGUGGGAGAGGCUCCAGACAAAUUGUCAUAGGUUUUCCAAAAAUAGAAACAACUUGACAUGAUCAAAUUCCAUGUUUCAUAUAAUACAAGGAUAUAGAUAGAUGUUUGAAGGUUUUUGAUUUUCUUUUGGUCUCUCAUGACGGGUCCCUAGCUUCUUGUGUAUAUAAGAGGUCUAGUCACGAAUGUACUGAAGAAAAAGUAUCUUAUUGUCUGUUUUGUGUUGUAAUAAGAAGGCCUUGAGGCCAUAGAAAUGCAAGCUGAUGGUGGAAGAAAUUA
Corylus avellana is the source of this 892-nucleotide messenger RNA. Its product is annotated as pathogenesis-related genes transcriptional activator PTI5. Gene Ontology annotation, molecular function: DNA binding; DNA-binding transcription factor activity. Lineage: Eukaryota; Viridiplantae; Streptophyta; Magnoliopsida; Fagales; Betulaceae. Gene Ontology annotation, biological process: regulation of DNA-templated transcription; ethylene-activated signaling pathway. The record is from RefSeq and is a predicted model, not a curated record.